Messenger RNA from Pleurotus ostreatus (oyster mushroom), 426 nucleotides. Its product is annotated as Peptidyl-prolyl cis-trans isomerase fpr2. Gene Ontology annotation, biological process: protein peptidyl-prolyl isomerization. The coding region runs from base 1 to 426 and encodes 141 amino acids. Lineage: Eukaryota; Fungi; Basidiomycota; Agaricomycetes; Agaricales; Pleurotaceae. The record is from RefSeq and is a predicted model, not a curated record. Gene Ontology annotation, molecular function: peptidyl-prolyl cis-trans isomerase activity. The transcript has 5 exons.
AUGUGGCCGUUCAGCGUAUUUGCAUGCCUGGCAUUUGUCAUUUCUGCUCUGGCCGUGAAGGAGCCACCUACAAAGCUCCAAAUCGACGCAACUUUCACCCCCGAAGACUGUUCAGUGAAAGCAAAGUCAGGGGAUGGGGUACGGGUGCACUAUACCGGUACUCUCUUCGCGACUGGCGAUAAAUUUGACUCGAGCCACGAUCGCGGGCAGCCCCUACCUCUGACACUCGGCGUGGGUCAAGUCAUUCAAGGGUGGGAUGAGGGUCUGCAGGGCAUGUGCGUGAACGAGAGACGGACACUGACGAUCCCCGCAAACAUGGCAUACGGCUCUCGUGGAUUCGGGUCUAUAAUCCCUCCAAACUCAGCCCUCGUAUUCGAGGUCAAGUUGGUUGGCUUGGACAGCAAGGGCGCGAGGGAAGAACUUUGA